Molecule: messenger RNA, 798 nt
Organism: Penicillium coprophilum
Lineage: Eukaryota; Fungi; Ascomycota; Eurotiomycetes; Eurotiales; Aspergillaceae
Product: PaaI family thioesterase
Exons: 2
Coding region: 1-798 (265 amino acids)
Source: RefSeq, a predicted model, not a curated record
AUGAUCCAAUAUCGCAACAUAAUCCAGUCGGCACUUCGCCAAUCUUCAACACAGACACGAAGUUGUUGGCGCCCAGCGGUUCGAAACGUCAGCACCGCGGCACAACCAAAUGCCUCACGAGCAACAUCGCGUUGGACGCGCCGCCUAAUCUAUGCAGGCAUCUUUGGCACACUUGGCGUCGGUGCAGGGAAAUGGCUGGACAACAAAAUUGCAGCGCCACCGGCUCCUGGGUCGUUAGAGGACCUGAUAGAGCUUCAGGAAAUGCAACAGGCGUUCGACAUUGGACUCCCCAUUGUGCAGGAGCUGCGCCGUAACCCCGACUACGUGGAAAAAGACGUCUACGAAAAUUUUGCGGAUACGCACAAAACCCAUCGACUGACUUCUGGCCCCAUGGCGGGUAGUAGGGGCUUGGGAUUACAGAAAGUUUUCUGGAAUGAGAAAGAGAAGAAAAUUGUUAGCGUGGUCUUCUUGGGACCAGGCCUUGAAGGCUGGCCAACUAUGGUCCACGGCGGCGCGCUUGGCACGGUGGUCGAUGAGAACAUGGGGCGCAUAGCCAUUCGGCAUUUCCCAGCGCGAACAGGGGUCACUGCCAACCUGGAGCUCGACUACCGAGCACCAGUCUAUUCGGACAAUUUUUAUACCCUGCAUACAAGCCUGGAUCAGGAACGGAGUACAGAUACCAAAGCCUACGCCAAGUGUGAGGUCCGUGACAUGGCAGGCCGACUUUGUGUCGAAGCAACGGGACUUUUCGUUGUUCCCAAGAAACUCAAGUUGAGCAUGAUUGGAGAAUAUUUCUAA